CACGAACUCCCGCCAAGCCAACAGUAUCUCACAUGCAGCUAGCCUUCGCAGCUCUAUCCUCUACUACUUUCUAAGUCAACCGAGGUCACACACGCAACUCCACAGCCAGCCAUGGCAUCCUCCUCCGCCGCGGCCGCCCCUGACUCCGGCCGCGCCGCCCUCCUCAAGGCCUUCGACGACUCCCGCACGGGCGUCCGCGGCCUAGUCGAGUCCGGCGUCUCCGCCGUCCCGGACCUCUUCGUCCACCCCGACCCCUACGCCUCCGUCCCGCUCGCUCCUCCCGGUGUCUCCAUCCCCGUCGUUGACCUCUCCCUGCCCGCGCCGCUCGCCGCCGCCGCCGCCGCGGACGCCGCCCGCGACUGGGGCUUCUUCUACCUGGUCAACCACGAGGCCCUCGUCCCCUCCGACUACCCGGCGAAGGCGCUCGCCGCUGUGCGCGCCUUCCACGAGCUCCCGGCCACCGACCGCACCGCGCACUACGGCCGCGCCAUGGGCGGCGGGGUCUCCUACUCCUCCAACGUCGACCUGUACAGCUCCCCCGCCGCGAGCUGGCGCGACACCAUCCAGCUGAUGUUCGGGCCUACGCGGUGCGAAGCGGAGCGGAUCCCGGAGGUCUGCCGCUCGGAGAUCGUCGAGUGGGAAGCGCACGCGGCGGCGGUUGCGCGCGCCGUGAUGGCGCUGCUCUGCGAGGGGCUCGGUCUGCGGGAGGCGGCGCUGGAGGAGGCCUCGUGCCUGGAGGGGAAGCUGAUGGUGUGCCACUACUACCCGGUGUGCCCCCAGCCUGAUCGCACCAUGGGACUAGUCCCGCACACAGACCCCGGCGUGCUCACCGUCCUCGCGCAGGAUGGCGUCGGCGGCCUGCAGGUGAAGCACACGGAUAAGGACGGCCAGAGCUAUUGGGUGGACGCCAAACCUGUACCCGGCGCGCUUGUGAUCAACGUCGGGGAUCUCUUGCAGAUAAUGUCCAAUGAUAAAUACAAGAGUGUGGAACAUAGGGUGGUAAUGAAUUCACAUGAACAAGCCAGAGUAUCUGUUGGGAUCUUUUUCAAUCCUGGAAAGAGAGGGGAGUCAGUCUUUUAUGGACCAUUGCCAGAGAUAGCUACUUCAGAAAACCCACCAAAGUACAGGAGUUUCACCAUGUCCGAAUUUUUAGGGGCCUUCUUUAAACGAGACCUUGCUAGCAAAGCUCUGAUCGAGCACUUCAAGUUGUAAGAUUAUUUGUUGCAAAAUAAUCCCUCCAUUCCUAUUUAUAAGAUGUUUUGCCAAGCCAAUUAAGCUUGUGGAAAUGUCUUGUAAAAGGGAACAAAGGAAGUGAUGUUUCAUUUUACAAACAUGUAACUAUGUAGCCAUCUCACUGUUAACUCUUACCAGGACAAGUCAUGCUGCUCUCUAUUUCGUGUUGUCCACAUAGCGUAUCCCAAAAUAAAUUAUAGUAAGUUUCUUGUGCAA
This is a messenger RNA of Lolium perenne, 1449 nucleotides long. RefSeq names its product 1-aminocyclopropane-1-carboxylate oxidase homolog 4. Lineage: Eukaryota; Viridiplantae; Streptophyta; Magnoliopsida; Poales; Poaceae. The record is from RefSeq and is a predicted model, not a curated record.